UGGUUCUCGUGUGAUACGUGUGAAACGCCAUUUCUUCAACCAAUAAGUAAAAUGUUACUUAAACCAGCUCCAGAGUAGCCAACGCGCAUAUUUGAAACCUGUAUUUUUGUGAUGCUGCUGCUGUUGUAAUCCAGGCGUGUGCAGCGCGACUCUAGAGUUCCAGGUGAGAGCUGGAACCAGGAAGUAUCUGGAGAGUCUGCGGGUGUGGAGUGCGACGGUGCUCAUCAAACAUGUCAGAUGUUAGGUACUGCGAGAGGUGCUCCUACCUGUUUCUAAAGUUCUCUCUCAUCAUAUACGCCACCGUUUUCUGGCUGAUUGGUGGUUUCAUCUUGGCCAUUGGCAUCUAUGCGGAGGUGGAGCGCCAGCGCUAUAAGACCCUGCAGGGGGCGUUCCUAGCCCCGGCCAUCAUCCUCAUCCUCCUGGGCGUGGUCAUGUUCAUCGUGUCCUUCAUCGGGGUGCUGGCUUCCCUCAGGGAUAACCUGAACCUCCUCAAAGUGUUUCUCUACAUGCUCAGCGUCUGUUUAAUCCUGGAGCUUCUUGGAGGAAUCCUGGCUCUUGCAUUUAGAAACCAGACAGUGGACCUGCUAAACAAAAACAUCCGAAAAGGCAUGGUGAAUUAUUACGACGAUCUAGACUUCAAAAACAUACUGGAUUUUGUUCAAAGAAAGUUCCAGUGCUGUGGCAGCGAGGAGUUCACGGACUGGGAAGUGAACAUGUACCACAACUGCAGCGGCCGCGGACCCCUGGCCUGUGGAGUGCCCUACACCUGCUGCCUGGAGACUAUGCCCAAUGAAGUUGUCAAUACACUAUGUGGAUCCAACGUGAUGAAUAAAAAUCGCCAUGAAUUGGGAAACGUAAUCAAUGUUCGAGGCUGCACAAACGCUGUCUUUAUCUGGUUCAUGGAUAACUAUAAGAUCAUGGCUGGUUUGCUACUUGGCAUACUCCUACCACAGGUAAGUUAUCCCUAAAGCACUGUGUACUGUGUCAUAGAUGUGUAGUAUACUGUCCUAGUGCCCAUCUCCACACAGUUAAGUUUGGUACUUAUCUUUUUCCUCAAAUGAAAUGUAUUUUUUCUGUACAAGCUUCUUUCAUAGGACAUUGUCUAGGCUUUCCAAAAUAGUUAUUAGAGGAAGUUUGGUGUCUUUAAAUAUGAGCACACACAUAUAUAAAUACAUCUGUGUUAUUCAUACAU
Messenger RNA from Clupea harengus (Atlantic herring), 1192 nucleotides. RefSeq names its product tetraspanin 15 (gene tspan15). Gene Ontology annotation, cellular component: plasma membrane. NCBI's taxonomy places the organism in Eukaryota, Metazoa, Chordata, Actinopteri, Clupeiformes, Clupeidae. The record is from RefSeq and is a predicted model, not a curated record. The coding region runs from base 231 to 968 and encodes 245 amino acids. The transcript is spliced from 7 exons.